Dicrocoelium dendriticum is the source of this 360-nucleotide messenger RNA. NCBI's taxonomy places the organism in Eukaryota, Metazoa, Platyhelminthes, Trematoda, Plagiorchiida, Dicrocoeliidae. The record is from the annotation of a GenBank genome assembly.
AUGCGUAACUGGCGGGAGAUCAUGGCGGCUAACUUGGAAAUUGAACUGCAUUGCAAAACCUCUAACUGUAUUACCGCUGUAAGUUUUCAUGGAGGUACCUUGACCAGGUUACCUUUGGGCGCCCCGCAUGAUGCAGCGGCUGACAAUGGUGGAAUGGUGGUAGUUUGUGGGACAUCGGAACCUAGUGGGCGUGAACCGCUUGCCGGUCCAAGCACAUCUGCAUCUUUGGAAUAUCCGCCGGUUCCCGCUGCAGCCGAACGUCGCAUGACAUGUAAACGCAAAGCUCCUCUGACGCUGCUGCGCAUGGGUAUUCCAGCAGGCUGCAGUGAGCUGUGCCUCGCAUUUCGGAAGGCCGCGUAA